CCUAUACCUUCUCACUUUAGCCCUUUGUAGUUAAUAGCCUAGCUGAGUUGACUUAGUUUGUUUAUACUAUUAUUCCCAUAUGCAUAUUUAUUGCUAUUUUAGUUUCCUUUACUAAAUCAUAUUUUAUUAUCGUUGUUUUACAGCAAAACCUUCCGUUAACCUUCACUACAACUUCCGUAUAUAGUAUACCUUCAAUCAUCCAAAUAUACAUGUACCUUUCGAUUCUUCAAUAAAUAUAGUCAGUAAUCAAGGAAGAGUAUUUGUACCAUGGGACUCCAUAAAUUAGUAUUUCCACUUCUGUAGCUGUAGUGGGCUACAACUUUCAUUCAGAAAAGUUUUUCCAUCUCAGAGAAAGUAAGAAUUUAUCAUCAGAAUGGUUGACAUAAUUGAGCCAGCUAUUAUGGUCCUUAAUGUGAUCAAGGAGAUAUACACCAUCGCGGAGAAAGUGAAGUCCUUUAAGAGUAGCAGCGAGACUCUUCAAGGGCGGAUUGCAAAAUUGACACCAGCCAUCAAGAAACUCGCCACCAGUGAGAACAAAGAAAUGAACCAAAAGAGUCUGAAGAAAGCAGCAGUGGAGGGUCUGCUGGUACUUGUAGAGAAGAUCAAAAAUUUCCUCGCCUCACUUACACAUGACUCCUUCUUCAAGAAGUUUGUAAAUGCAAACAAGAUUGGAAAACGGUUCGACGAAUACAGCGAGCAGUUGGAUAAUCUAUUGAAUGAUUUUCAGUUUCUUUCUCUCGUGCAAAUCGAAGAGGCGAGUUUCAAUCGCAUUAAACAGGAUGAAGAAGACCGUAAGGAAGAUCUGAAAUAUUUUCUUCAAAACACACAACGCCUCGAAGGACUAGAAUCGGGUCAACAACAAAUCAUCGAUGAAAUAAGGAAAACGUCGGAAAAAUCAGAACACAAUUUUUACCCUGGACAAGAUGGUAGACCCAAAGAAAUUGACGUGCACAAGCUGGAAAAUAAAAGAACGCUUUCUUUGGAUGAGAGAUUCAUCUACAAGGCUUCGUAUAUGAAGGAAACGGUCGUCCUGAAGGUUUAUGAAAAAGGGUCGAAUUUGAACGAAGGUAGGCUCUUUCGAGAAAUAAAAAAUCUCAUUCGCCUCGACUCCAAGAAUGUUGUUCGCAUUUGGGGUGUGUGUAGUACCUCAAUAGAGCCUAUGAUCAUUAUGGAGUAUAUGGAGCGGGGCAACCUUCGUCAUGUUCUAGACACCACCGACCCAAGUAUGCUUCCGUUUCAUAGGCGCAUUCAGAUGGCUCUGGAUGGCGCCCUCGGACUUUAUCGCAUCCAUAACAUGGAUCGAGCCAUGGUUCACCGUGAUCUGGCAAGCCACAGGUUUCUCGUCAAUGCCAAGUGGGAAGUGAAGAUUUCAGGUUUGAAGAUGGCCAAAGCUUAUGUUUCGGUAUGGGGGUCAGAAAUAGAGAAGCAACGUCGCAGACGCAUGUGCUACAUUAGCCCUGAGCGCACAGGCCAUGGAUUACGUGACAUAGAUGCGCCCAUGGAGGUGUACAGUUAUGGAAUAAUAAUGUGGGAAAUUGCCACUGGACUCCGACCAUACGAAGGGAAAGAUUGCAAGGAAAUUGAGAAAUUUGUUAGGAAGAAGAAAAAAUUACCCUUUCCUUCAACAGUGACAAAUGAGGGACUUAAAGAACUGAUUGAUAACUGCCGGAGCUUUCGCCCUCUGGAUCGACCGACAUCUAGUGAGAUCGUGGACACCCUUCAAGGCUUGAGAAGUGCCAUCGAAAAAUCCAGUGGUGUACCAUGGCAGUAAGGUGACUAGCCUGAACCUCUGACGUCACACUUUGUGACUCUAGAUUUCAUCAGAGAUCUGCAUUGAGCCUACAUUAAUCCCUUUCUAUUGACCUAUCAUUCGUUUUACAUUACAAUCUGAGUCAAAUCCUGUGUACAUGUAAUGUAGUCAAUCAAACAAAUAUACGCUGCUGCAUGCAGACGACCGAAAGUGCAGCUGCCAAACAGUACCUCGGACCAAUCAAAACACCUGGAAAGCUAUGUACGGCACUGCACGUCUAUCCAAUGAAAUUAUUGUAUCUGUAGAAGGCAUUGAAUCCCAUGACAUCACUGGUUCUGUAAAACCAAUACCUGUCUUAAGGAUGGACCAGUCUAUAUAAAGGUGACCUGCAAGCUUGUACAGGCAGUUUAACAGUGCAUGUAGUGUGACAUCAGUGUUACUUUUGGUUAUGUCAGUAUCAGUGAUGUAGGUCCCAAAAUCGUUCUCAGUCUUGGACUUGGUUCACUGGUAAUGACCCCCACAAAAAAUUAAACUAUUUUAAUUCAAAACCCUACUCUUAAAAUAGUUGCAAUAAAACUUGGAAAAUAUUAUAGCAGCUUUCGAUAUAAAAAAUGCAUAAGCCUGAGUAUUAUAACGUCGAGUCUAAACCAGCUCUUUUUAGAGCCAACAUUCACCAAGUUGGAGAUUUACACAUGGUUGUACCCGCAUUUAUAGUAUCUUCUAAUUAUUAGAGACUUACACAUGGUUGUACCCGCAUUUAUAGUAUCUUCUAAUUAUUAGAGACUUACACA
Messenger RNA from Asterias rubens (European starfish), 2541 nucleotides. RefSeq names its product mixed lineage kinase domain-like protein. The coding region runs from base 374 to 1771 and encodes 465 amino acids. Gene Ontology annotation, biological process: protein phosphorylation; cell surface receptor signaling pathway. NCBI's taxonomy places the organism in Eukaryota, Metazoa, Echinodermata, Asteroidea, Forcipulatida, Asteriidae. Gene Ontology annotation, molecular function: ATP binding; protein kinase activity. The transcript is spliced from 11 exons. The record is from RefSeq and is a predicted model, not a curated record.